AUGUCUCGCGUGCGAGCGCUCGUGGGACGUUUGAACGACCCGCGCGACAAAUCGUGCGUUUUCGUCGUCGCUGCCGCCCUUCUGGCGCUCGACUUCGUCCUGUGUCUAGUAAUCAUCCGACGCGUCGCGUACACGGAGAUUGAUUGGAUCGCCUACAUGGAAGAGGUGCACGGCUACGUCGCUGGCGAGCGCAAUUACGAGAACUUGAGGGGUGGCACCGGACCCUUGGUCUACCCGGCCGGGUUCGUGUACGUGUACAGAGCGUUGUAUUGGCUCGUUGGAGGUUUUGAGCGUGGGACGAGCGCGCUCGGCAUCGCGACAGCGCAGAAGGCGUUCGCGCUCGUUUACACCGUAAAUCAACUCGCGGUGUUCGUAUUGAUGGCGUCGUGUGAGAUCGUUCCGCCGUGGGCGUACGCGCUGACGUGCUUGUCGAAGCGUGUGCACAGUAUUUUUGUUCUGAGAAUGUUCAACGACGGUGUCGCCAUGACGCUCGCGUACGUCUCGGUGGCGUUGUUUCAGCGUAAGAGGUGGGUGAGCGGGAGCGUGGCGUUCUCGCUCGGAGUUUCGGUGAAGAUGAACGUGUUACUCAUGCUUCCAGGACUAUUGGUGCUCCUGGUGGGCGGUACGACGUUCGUAACGGCUGCAAAGGCAGCGUGUGCGAUGGUACUCACGCAAGUCGUUUUGGGGUACCCGUUCUUGGCAACGUAUCCACGACAGUACCUCGGUCGAGCGUUCGAAUUCGGUCGAGUGUUUAUGCAUAAGUGGAGCGUGAACUUCAAGUUCGUUCCCGAGGACGUGUUCACAUCCAAGGAGUUUGCAAAGUAUUUAUUGCUCUCGCAGCUCAUUGCGCUCCUUGCGUUCGCGCACUGCAAGUGGUGUCGACGAGAGGGUGGAUUUUUCUUCGCUUUCGUAAGAGAUUUCUUCACGAGAGCUCUUGGAGGUAAUCGCACGGGCGUCGAGUCGACGUUCACGCCGGCGCACGUGGCUUUGGUGAUGUUUGAGAGCAAUUUCAUCGGCAUCGUCUUCGCCCGUUCGCUCCACUAUCAAUUUUACUCCUGGUACUUCCACACCUUGCCUCUUUUGCUCUGGUCGAGCCCCCGAUUACCGGUCUGGGGUAAAGUUGUCAUCUUGGGUGCGAUUGAGUGGUGCUGGAACGUGUAUCCGUCGACUGCGACGUCGAGUAAAAUUUUACUCGGGCUUCACGUAGGCGUGCUCGCAUCCCUGUGCGCCGCUCCGCCGGCUUCUCGCGUAAACCGCGCGCCGCCGUCGUCGAAAAAAACGAAGAAAUAUUAG
This is a messenger RNA of Ostreococcus tauri, 1293 nucleotides long. Its product is annotated as Glycosyltransferase, ALG3. Gene Ontology annotation, cellular component: endoplasmic reticulum. The record is from RefSeq and is a predicted model, not a curated record. Gene Ontology annotation, molecular function: dol-P-Man:Man(5)GlcNAc(2)-PP-Dol alpha-1,3-mannosyltransferase activity. NCBI's taxonomy places the organism in Eukaryota, Viridiplantae, Chlorophyta, Mamiellophyceae, Mamiellales, Bathycoccaceae. The coding region runs from base 1 to 1293 and encodes 430 amino acids. The transcript has a single exon.